GCGCUGACGGUGAAAGGUGCGGGGCUCCCGGGUCCCCUGCACCACGCGCCCGCGCUCCCGCGCUGUGUUCCGGGCUAUGCCUCCGCUCUGGGCCCUGCUGGCCCUCGGCUGCCUGCGGCUUGGCGUGGGUGUGAACCUCCAGCCCCAACUGGCCAGCAUGACCUUUGCCACCAACAACCCCACGCUCACCACUGUGGCCUUGGAAAAGCCUCUCUGCAUGUUUGACAGCUCAGUGGCCCUCGACGGCACCUAUGAGAUCUACCUCUAUGUCCUUGUCGACCUAGCGAGCUCCAGGAACGCCUCCGUGCAGGAUGACAGCAGGACUCCCCUAAGCUCCACAUUCCAGCAGACGGAGGGAGGGAGGACAGGCCCCUACAAGGCUGUGGCCUUUGACCUGUCCCCCUGCAGCGACUUGCCCAGCUUGGAUGCCCUAGGGGACGUGGCCCGGGUCUCGGAAAUCCUGAAUGCGUACCUCGUCAGGGUGGGUGCCAACGGGACCUGCCUGUCAGACCCCAACUUCCGGGGCCCCUGUAACCCGCCCCUGUCAGCAGCCACGGAAUACAGGUUCAAGUACGUCCUUGUCAACAUGUCCACGGGCUUGGUACAGGACCAGACCCUGUGGUCAGACCCCAUCCGCACCAACCGGCUCACCCCAUACUCAGCGAUCGACACGUGGCCCGGCCGGAGAAGCGGAGGCAUGGUCGUCAUCACGUCCAUCUUGGGCUCCCUGCCCUUCUUCCUGCUCGUCGCCUUUGCCGGUGCCAUCGUCCUCAGCCUUUUGGACACAGGCAGCUCGGACAGGGAAACGACACACGACUCCCAGAUCACGCAGGAGGCCGUCCCCAGGUCCCUGGGGACCUCGGAGGCUGCGUACACAUCUGUGAACCGGGGGCCGCCGCUGGACCGGGCCGAGGUGUACACCAGCAAGCUCCAGGACUGAACCCGGGCUCCAACCCCAGGCGGCCACACUGUCCUGGCUGGCCUCACCCUGGGGACAGUG
Messenger RNA from Lontra canadensis (Northern American river otter), 1000 nucleotides. It is a transcript of the gene UPK3A, whose product is annotated as uroplakin 3A. Bases 77 to 940 code for a protein of 287 amino acids. The record is from RefSeq and is a predicted model, not a curated record. The transcript has 6 exons. NCBI's taxonomy places the organism in Eukaryota, Metazoa, Chordata, Mammalia, Carnivora, Mustelidae.